AUGCGAUGCCGGGCGGCGGGCCGCAGGCUGGGCACCGCACCGCACCGCACCGCCCAGCGGGCCGCGCAGCCUGGGGGCCGACGGAUGGGGCGGCAAGGGGGCCCGGGGGGCCGCCUCCUCCUCCCCGUCCCCCUCCUCCCCGUCCUCCUCCUCCUCCCCCUCCUCCUCCCGCUGCCCCCGGCCGAGGGCAAGAGGGCCGCCAAGCCCAAGUGCCCCGCCUGGUGCACCUGCACCCGGGACAACGCCCUCUGCGAGAACGCCAGGACCAUCCCCCGCUCCGUGCCCCCCGGGGUCAUCUCCCUCUCCUUUGUGCGGUGCGGUUUCACCGGGAUCCCGGAAGGGAGCUUCUCCCUCACCCCGUCUCUGCAGCUCCUGUUGUUCACAUCAAACUCUUUCGAUGUUAUCAGUGAUGAUGCUUUCAUGGGGCUUCCUCAUCUAGAGUACUUGUUCAUAGAAAACAACAAUAUCAAGUCAAUUUCAAAACACACUUUUCGGGGACUGAAAUCUUUAAUUCACCUGAGCCUCGCCUACAACAAUCUCCAGACUCUUCCAAAGGACAUUUUCAAAGGCCUGGACUCACUGACAAACGUGGACCUGCGAGGAAACGCAUUUCACUGUGACUGCAGGCUCAAGUGGCUGGUCGAAUGGCUCGGCCACACCAACGCCACGGUGGAAGAGAUCUACUGCGAGGGCCCAGCUGCAUAUAAGAAGCGCAAAAUCAGUAGCCUCUCAGGAAAGGACUUUGAUUGCAUAAUCACCGAAUUUGCCUGGUCCCAAGCACUGCCCUAUCAGUCUCUGGCUGUGGACACCUUCUCCUUCCUGGACGAUGAGUACGUGGUCGUGGCUCAGCCCUUCACUGGAAAGUGCAUUUUCCUCGAAUGGGAUCACGUGGAAAUGACGUUCAGGAACUAUGACAACAUCACAGGAACCUCGACGGUGGUGUGCAAGCCGAUCGUCAUCGAGACCCAGCUGUACGUGAUCGUGGCCCAGCUCUUCGGAGGCUCUCACAUCUAUAAGCGAGACAGCUUUGCCAACAAGUUCAUCAAAAUCCAGGACAUCGAGAUUCUCCAGAUUCGAAAACCGAACGACAUCGAGACGUUCCGGAUUGAGAACGACUGGUACUUCGUGGUGGCCGACAGCUCCAAGGCCGGCUUCACGACCGUCUACAAGUGGAACGGAAAUGGGUUUUACUCGCAUCAGUCCCUGCACGCGUGGCACAGGGACACGGAUGUGGAAUACCUGGAGAUCCCCAGGCCGCCUCACAGGGCCAGAACGCCGCAUCUCAUUCUGUCCAGCAGCUCCCAGCGCCCGGUCAUGUACCAGUGGAACAAGGGGAUCCAGUUGUUUACCAACCAGACGGACAUCCCCAACACGGAGGACGUUUAUGCCGUCAAGCACUUCACGGUCAGGGGAGACGUGUACAUCUGCCUGACGAGAUUCAUUGGGGAUUCCAAGGUGAUGAAGUGGGCGGGGUCGGCCUUUCUGGACGUCCAGAGGAUGCCAUCUCGAGGUGCCAUGGUCUUCCAGCCCCUGCGGGUGGAAAACUACCAGUAUGCCAUCCUGGGAAGUGACUACUCUUUCACCCAGGUAUACAACUGGGAUUCGGAGAAAGCAAAAUUCGUGAAAUUCCAAGAGUUGAAUGUGCAGGCCCCGAGGUCUUUCACCCGCGUGACGAUCGACAAGCGUCAUUUUCUCUUUGCUUCCAGUUUUAAGGGCACCACACAGAUUUAUAAACACGUCAUAGUCGACUUAAGCGCGUGACCCCCGCCCCCUCCUCCCGCCCCCGUCCCGGGCAGACCUCUCCCCGUCCUCCAGGAAGCGGACAGGAACGACGCAACGCAUGAUGGCUCUCUCCUUCCCGUCCGUCCAAGCGACCGCCUCACCAAGGCUGAGAUGGCUAGAGCAAAGCAUUCCUCGUGUCUUCAUCUUUACCUGUCAAGUCUAGUGAUGUUGGAAGUUACCUUUUCUAAAGUGAAUGAACUGCGCUGCAUUGAUAAUCUGUAGAUACGUGAGCCCGCGGCUUCUGUUUUUUGAACAACUAUGAGUGUGGUCUCUCCUUCUAUUUAUUCAUGGGUUGAAAACAGCUGCCAAAUAAAAUGUUUACAUUUUCUGUCC
Messenger RNA from Tachyglossus aculeatus (Australian echidna), 2115 nucleotides. It is a transcript of the gene LGI1, whose product is annotated as leucine rich glioma inactivated 1. Lineage: Eukaryota; Metazoa; Chordata; Mammalia; Monotremata; Tachyglossidae. The record is from RefSeq and is a predicted model, not a curated record. The transcript has 9 exons. Gene Ontology annotation, molecular function: protein binding. Bases 1 to 1761 code for a protein of 586 amino acids.